UGGGUCACGAUGCAUGUCCAGGAAUUGUUGUUCGUUGCCGUGGUUCUGAUGCCCCAGUGCCUGAGGGCCCUACGAUAUAGUCAGGGCACUGGCGACGAGAACUGCGAAACCCUGAAAUCGGAGAUCCACCUGAUCAAGGAGGAAUUCGAUGAGCUGGGUCGGAUGCAGCGAACCUGCAACGCGGAUGUCAUAGUCAACAAGUGCGAGGGAUUGUGCAACAGUCAGGUGCAGCCUUCGGUUAUAACUCCAACGGGGUUUCUGAAAGAGUGCUAUUGCUGCCGCGAAAGCUUCCUCAAAGAAAAGGUCAUCACGCUGACCCAUUGCUAUGAUCCGGAUGGCACUCGUCUCACCUCACCGGAAAUGGGCAGCAUGGAUAUCCGCCUUAGAGAGCCAACCGAAUGCAAGUGCUUCAAAUGCGGUGAUUUUACUCGCUAA
Drosophila bipectinata is the source of this 435-nucleotide messenger RNA. It is a transcript of the gene Pburs, whose product is annotated as Partner of Bursicon. NCBI's taxonomy places the organism in Eukaryota, Metazoa, Arthropoda, Insecta, Diptera, Drosophilidae. Gene Ontology annotation, cellular component: bursicon neuropeptide hormone complex; extracellular region. Gene Ontology annotation, biological process: G protein-coupled receptor signaling pathway. Gene Ontology annotation, molecular function: G protein-coupled receptor binding; neuropeptide hormone activity. The record is from RefSeq and is a predicted model, not a curated record.